UCAGCUGACAUCUCGAUAAGCCGUCGUGAUAACGGGCAGCGGCGCCGGCUCGGGUGCGUAUAAAACAUUGGCGUUUGCGCUAAACCGACAACACUUGCGGACCUCGAUCCUCGUUGACAAGAGCAUCCACGCAGAGCAGAAACCCAGUCCGAAUCUCCAACAGGAUGUCCCACUUCAGCGCCACCCUCCUCCUCUGCUGCGCCGUCGUUAUCCUCGGCAGCCAGUGCGCCCAGGCGGACAUUGCUCGGGCCGACUUCAGUAAUCCCACCUAUCCGGGAAAAUGUGUUCUGGACUCCAACACGGUGAUGUCGCCGGGGCAGAAGGGAAAGCACCCCAACCAUCCUUGCGCCGGCGUCACCUGCAUGGAGGGCGGCCUCGUCGAGUUCAAAACCUGUGACGCCACGGCGCCCCCCAAGGGCUGCAAGAUGCGCGACUUUGUCAACACCAAGCGCUCUUUUCCUGAAUGCUGUGAGCGCUCGUACCACUGCCCCAACGGCAACUGAAAAGCGGACUCCCUUGUGUCACUUGUCGCGUGCGUUCCUCGUAUAUUUUCUAUUUUUUUGUGUAUUUUUUUUGUUAAUUUAUUGUGUAUUCUACAACAUAACAGUUAAAAUUUAAACGCUUAGCAGUACAAUUAAAUAAUUUAAUAGAAUCAUUAACAGAGAA
Molecule: messenger RNA, 666 nt
Organism: Drosophila persimilis
Lineage: Eukaryota; Metazoa; Arthropoda; Insecta; Diptera; Drosophilidae
Exons: 2
Coding region: 165-503 (112 amino acids)
Source: RefSeq, a predicted model, not a curated record